AUGACUAAAAAAUAUCACUUUACGAUUGCCGAAAACAAAUUAAAGAAAGAACGGACCGGAAAGAUUGUAGAUAAUAACCGACAUAAAAAAAGAAAGAAGAAAUCCAAAAACAAUCAAAAGCAGUUGUUUAAAACAGACAAAGUAAGUGAUAUAAAUUUAAAAUCAACUGAUUUGUCGAAAAAAUAUUGUGAUCAGGCCAUAUGCAAAGACAACAAAGAAUUAAAAAAAUUAAAAAAUAAAAAAACAGAUACCGAUUUGACAAAAAAUAAAAAAUCUCAUAAUCUAAUUAGUGAAAAACCACCGAGCUCAACUGAGUCAAGAAAGUCAUACGUGUUUAAGAAGCGGAUCGUUAGUCGAUCGAAAAAUUAUGAUUUUAUUUGUUACAGUAAUCGUUUUAACCAUUUACCUGAAAACCAUAAUUGUAUAGAAUUGUGCAAUAAACAAGACCAUAAAAAAAAUGAUCAGAAGAAUUGUCAAUUAAAUAAUGAAAAGGUUAAUGAUCAAUUGGAUAAUUCAAUUACAGCAGUCACGCCUUCAAAUGAUAAUGACAGUGCAAACAAAUGUUCAAAUUCAAUUUUUUAUACAAUUCAAAAUGAAGAAUCAUUGUACAACAGAAAUAUGAAUUUUAAUGAUAUUAAAACAAUAUUCAUCAAUAAAGGAACCAAAUACAUUAAAAGUAAAAAUUGUCAGUAUACAGACAAUUUUAUAAAAAACCAUGAAAUGAAUAUUUUCAAUGAUUACCAUGGUAAACAUCAAUGGGAUUUUUAUAGUCAUAAUGGUCAAAAUACUUAUAGUAUAAAUAAAAUUGAAAAUCCAAAGAGAAAUAAAUAUACUAAGAAUAUAAAACCAAUAAUAGAUACGCAUCACAAGAACGAAUACGAAAAAAGUUUGGUUUACAUAGGCCCUGAGUAUACGGAUCAGGAAAUUACAAAAAAUCAAAAAUUAAAUUUGGAGGACAUGGAUAUUAAUUUAAAUCAAUUAUCCAAUUCAACAUUUAUUAACACAAUAAAUCAGCAAGACUUACAAGUAAAUAAACAUGAUAAUAUAAAAGUAUAUAAAGAAUAA
Messenger RNA from Rhopalosiphum maidis (corn leaf aphid), 1065 nucleotides. RefSeq names its product MATH and LRR domain-containing protein PFE0570w-like. The transcript has 5 exons. The record is from RefSeq and is a predicted model, not a curated record. Lineage: Eukaryota; Metazoa; Arthropoda; Insecta; Hemiptera; Aphididae. Bases 1 to 1065 code for a protein of 354 amino acids.